Messenger RNA from Mustela lutreola (European mink), 6095 nucleotides. RefSeq names its product microtubule associated protein 9 (gene MAP9). Gene Ontology annotation, biological process: mitotic cytokinesis; mitotic spindle assembly; regulation of mitotic cytokinesis. Bases 227 to 2164 code for a protein of 645 amino acids. The transcript has 14 exons. Gene Ontology annotation, molecular function: microtubule binding. Gene Ontology annotation, cellular component: astral microtubule. Lineage: Eukaryota; Metazoa; Chordata; Mammalia; Carnivora; Mustelidae. The record is from RefSeq and is a predicted model, not a curated record.
GUUGGACCCGAGAGACCUGGCGGUUGGGAAGUCACUUCCUUCCGGAGACGCGGUUUCCUAGCAACCGUCUCCCAUCUCCGCUUUUUAGUCCCUCCCCUUUGCUCAGUCAGGUGCUCAGUCCGGUGCGGUCCCCGAGAGCCGGCAGGCCCAGAUAUCAUCAGAGUUUGAAUUAUUCCUAUUAUUUAUUAGCUGUUUUAUAAAGGUAGAGUAAAAAUAAAAAAACACUAUGUCCGAUGAAGUUUUUAGCACAAUUUUGGCUUAUACAAAGAGUCCAAAAGUCACCAAAAGGACUUCUUUCCAGGAUGAGCUAAUAAAAGCAAUUACAGCUCGCUCGGCCAGGCAAAGGAGUUCUGAAUACUCAGAUGACUUUGAGAGCGAUGAAAUUGUUUCCUUAGGUGAUUUUUCUGACACCUCAGUAGAUGAAAAUUUGGAUAAGAAAAAGAUGAAUGAUUUCCAUUUAUCAGAUGAUGAAGAAAAGAAUUCUCCAAAACUGUCAUUUUUGAAAACCAGGAAAUCAAACAGUGACAUAAUGGAAGAUGAGGCAGUAUUCUCCACCAAAAAUGUUGAGGAAAUGGCCCCUGAAGGCUGUGGAGAUAUGGCUGGAACUCCCUUAUCUGAAUCUCAAAAUAAAGACCAGGAAGUUGAAAAAGACGAAAUUAAAAUGAAACCUAAACCCAGAAUUCUUCCAGUCAAAGGCAAAUCUUCAGAAAAUGGCAGCAGUCUUGAAGCAGACAAGCACUUUAAGCCUUUACCUCGUCCACGGAGCAUGUUGAAAAAACACAGCCACAGCGAGGAGAAAGAUGGGCUAGGCAAAGAUGAGACCACUGCCCUCCAUGAAGAAUUAGAAGCACAUUCUGCACCCUCCCCCUUUCCAAAACUAAGUGACAGACAACUAGAAGCUAUGAAAAAAUUGUUCUCCGAAACCCUCGAUCCUGAGGAACCAUGUUUAACAAGUUUAUCAUCGCCAUCCCUUAAAGAAAGUCUUGGAGAUUCCUUUUCACCAGGAUCUGGAGGAAAAGCAUCCAUAAAAGAUCAGAACGAAGAACUCCCUGAAAACCACAUGAGAUCCAAUGAAAAUGAAGAGAAUUCAUUUUUGAUAGACUUUGUCACUCCUCCAAUUGAGAAAUCCCAGGAAAGUCAAGUGAUUACUAAUGACCUUGAAGAAGAAAAGGAGAAAGCUGAACUGAUGAUGAAUGACUUAACAGUUGAUCCACCAUUGGUGAAAGAUCAGAGUAUCUUAAUAUCUACUGAUGCAACGGAGCCUUCAAAGAAAACAAUUGAAGAUAGAAAUAUGAAGACUAAAAGGUCAACAAAUUCUAGAGCUUCCAGUGCAUCUGGCAGAUUAAUGACCCCUGAGUUCUUAAAGAAAUCUAAUUCUGUAAGGAGACCUCCGUCAACAACUACCUCUUCUCACUAUUUAGGGACUUUGAAAGUCUUGGACCAAAAGCCCUCACAGAAACAGAACAUAGAACCUGAAAGAGCAGACAGCAUAAGGGCAGCUGUUUAUCAGGAGUGGUUAGAAAAGAAAAAUGUAUAUUUACAUGAAAUGCACAGAAUUAAAAGGAUCGAAAGUGAAAACUUAAGGAUCCAAAAUGAACAGAAAAAAGCUGCUAAGCGAGAAGAAGCAUUAGCAUCCUUUGAGGCCUGGAAGGCUAUGAAAGAAAAGGAAGCAAAGAAAAUAGCUGCCCAAAAAAGGCUUGAGGCCAAAAACAAGAAGAAAACAGAGGAAGAAAAUGCCGUGAGAAAGGAAGAAGCACUGCAGGCCUUUGAACGAUGGAAAGAGAAAAAGAUGGAAUAUCUUAGGGAGAAAAAUAAAAAGGAGAGAGAAUAUGAAAGAGCGAAGAAGCAGAAAGAGGAGGAGACGAUUGCUGAGAAAAGGAAAGAUAACCUAACUGCUGUUGAGAAAUGGAAUGAAAAGAAGGAUGCUUUUUUCAAAGAAAAGGAGAAAGAGAAAAUAAAUGAGAAAAGAAGAGAAGAACUGAAAAGAGCAGAGAAAAAAGAUAAAGAUAAGCAAGCUAUUGAUGAAUAUGAAAAAUGGCUGGAAAAGAAAGAAAGGCAGGAAAGAAUCGAACGAAAACAAAAGAAGCGUCAUCCCUUUCUGGAAAAUGAGGCACUUCCUCCCUGGAGCCCUCCAAGCAGAACUGUAUUCUCAAAAGUGUUCUGAUACUUCUCAGCUUUACAUAAUUUAGUUAUCAAUUCCCCAUUUUAGCCACUAUUUAUUCAAUUACUUAUAGUUAGAAAAGUCUAUUUUUAUUAAAUGCCAGCCGUUUCCACUAACAAUGGAAAAGAUGCUUUGGAGUUUAAUCAGUGAAAUAACUGAAAGCUUUUUUUUGGACUGUAGGUAAACUGCCUCAGAUGAGAAGCUAAUAAUCAGAUUGCUCUUACCAUUUGAAUGACCAUCACGUCCUGACAGUCCUUACAGUCAGAUGAUCCAUGGUCACUUUCCUGAAGCUGUGCAUGGUAUUUAAGUAUGUUUAUUCCCCAGAAUAGGAAACCAUCUAGGUGCUAUAAUCAUAGAAAUUAUUAAUGCAAUCUGUGAAUGAUUGUGCACCUAGGUUCAGGUUUUAAAAGGAAUCAUCUCUGGGGGUAUGCAUAUAUGUAAAUACACAUACAUAUUUAUGUAUAUAUAUAUAUAUAUAUAUUUUUUUUUAAACUGAUCUUUAGCUCAAGCAGUUGCACUUGCACUGUGCAAGUUAGAGUUUCAGUCAGUUAAGGCAGUAGGUCAGUAGAACUUGAAUUGUUGAGGCAUUUUAUUUCAAAAGUUUGCCUUAUGUUUUAUCUGUCCCAGACUUAAGGUGACAAUCGUAGGCACUUUUAUAAUGAGUAGACCUCUAAAAUGUGUCUUCUAAGUUCUAUCUCACUUUAUUAUUCCAGUGGAACCAAAAAUACAUCCAUUUCUUGGUAGUAAUACACUUCACGCAAUAGUUAUGGAAAUUCCAUGAGAGUUCAAGGUCGUUAUCACUGUUAAUUUUUUCCAGACUAAAGCCAUGUAAUUUUCAAUGUAAAUUUUCAUGUAAACGUAAUUUUCAAUCUCUUAGCCCUUCCAGAGUCUUAUAGUUUAUAUUUAGAAGACACCUAUAUAGAAGGCAAUUUGUAGAAAAUGCCCAAAGAAUCUUUAUUUAUUUAUUUGAUCUCUGCAUAUCUUUAAAUUAAUUGGACUCAUACUUGAACUGGUCAGCUGAUUUAUCACAGACCGAAUGUAUGCUCUCAGAGCUGCAAUACUACUUUUGCCAAUGGUGCAGCGCAAUGAUGAAUGAGAAUAAAUAAUUACUAUUUAUUAAGCACCUAAUGUAUGCUUGCUGCUGGAUCUUUACAGAUGUCAAUUCUUAUCUUUAGACAAUUAUUCUGUGUAGGUGUUAUUUUGCAGAUUAAAAAAUACUGAGACUCAGAGAAAUAACUUGCCAUACAUUUAGCAUGUGAUUGAAUCAGGAUGAGAAUUAAGUCUUUCUCCCUCCAGAAUCUGUAUUAUAUCAACUUUACAAACACAUAUCACCUCUGGGAUCCUAAAAUCAUGUAUUGUUAUCCGGAGAUUAUCUUCCUUUUAAGAAAUAUCUGUUUGUUAUUUAGAGAUGUUGAACUUCAUUAGAUCUAUAAAGUAGAAGAAGUUUCCAUAAUAGUUGAAGAUUUAGUCAAAUGCCAUGUACCUAGCGUUAGAAUGUGAGGAAAGCCAGCAGGUUGUAGAACAGAGGCUUUGAGAUAGUCACUCAGGAAGUUUCAGAGGAUUAACGUCACUGCGGUGCAUGUGCAAAAUUAGGGAGAUACCGUGGGUCACUUUCUAUGAUCACAUCAGUGCUACGAAUAAAUUGGUUUUAAAAUUAUAAACAAAACUAGAAGCACACUGCCAGGAACUAGGAGCAUACUUCAUGAAAUUGAAACUGUUAUCCUCACUAUGUACUAUCAAAACAUGGGAUUUAGCUCAUCUCUUUUUCACCAAAUACAUAUAUAGUGCCUACCAGAAUGAAUCGUUGUUUUUGAUAUCCAAUUAACUAUUCACAGCUAAAAAGGAAUUUGCAAAUUCCAGGGAAGUAAAAGGAAAAAAAAGAUCGGGGAUAUGUGUCAUAAAUUUCAUAUUAAAUAUUUGCUUACACUUCCCAAUUAUUUUCUUCUUCAUUAUCAUAUUCAGUAGCUUGCCAUUAUCCCUUCUUAGUGUUGUGAGCACUGAAUGAAAUUAGUAAUUAAAGUAAACCACAUGGCAUUGUUUUCAUUUAGGGACUGUCAAGAGCCCUGCAUUUCCCCACUUCAUGUAUGUGAGAAGGUUAAUGUAGGCAGCAUUGAUAAUGGUUAUUUGACAUACAUUUUUAGUAAACAAGAAGAAAUCUCCACUUUCCUGGCCAGUCCAGCACUCAAAGGAGAAUACGGAGAUGACCUGUAUUAGGGAGUUCCUAAAAAGAAACAUAAAUACUAAUUUCUUAGCACUGCUUGUGAAAUGGGAUGAAAAGAGAAAUUGAGGUGUUUGCAAAGACCCAACAAGUUGUUUCCCUCAAAUGGGGAAGUUUGUCUUACUAUGAUAAAUAAUAUAUUAUUUCCCAUUUACAGCAACCUGUGCUGGCCAGUUAUCUAGUUGAAUGAAACCCUCUUUUUUCCUGCAGCAGAAAUAAAGUUGAGUUUUGGGAGCUGGGUGAAAAUAAAGUCCUGCUUAUUUUCUGAGAUCGAAAGGAGUGAAUCCAGCCUGGUAGUAUUCUCGUGAAUAUAUUUAUCUGUUUAAGGGGUAUGAGUUCCCCAUAUGUCCUUAAAAGUAUCAAAUGUAAAUAGACAUAUUUGCUCAUUAAGUUUUCAUUAAUUUAUAAUAAGAGGGAAUUCAAAUUAAGGACACUAAAAACCUAUACAUUUUCUGGUGAAGCUUCCAGUUUUGUAAAUUGUAUUGAUCACUUGACACUUCAAAGUAAAGAAAAUAAGAAUUUAAUGAAUAUUCUAAAACAUUACUGAAAAGAAUUUCCCUAGAAAUUUACUUAUCAGUACAAAAAAUAAAAUAUUUUACACAAUGUAUUUUCCAUAACAAAUAGUGUUUGUAGAAAAUAGUGUUACAUAAAUAAAGAGAAACUAUAUGGCAUUUUAGAUCAGAAGGAAGAGGCAGUUUUCUUGAAGAAGAUAAGAAAUGUUCAGGGAUAACAAUUUUUCCAAGAUUUGUAUUAUAUCACAUUUUGAAAAUGUUAGUGGCUCAUUUAUUGUUUUAAUAGUAUUGAAACUGAUAUUUUUCACUGUUGCCAAAGCAGUAGCUGAUAAUAGUUAAGUGUCCAUAGCUGUAUUACCUUAGAGUGAUAAAACUGCAUCUGGGAGUGUUUUAAUACUUUAAUAAAACAGGCCCAAACCCUCUUUCCAAGUUGAACAAAAUUCCUCUGACUUGCCCACGCCCAUACCACUAACCAGAAGAAUCCAGAGUUAGAGAUGAGAUGUCCAGUUUUCUAGUUGUAAUUUGCCCCCAUCCCAUAAUUUUGAGAACCCAAUAAAACUUUUCACACUAAAUUUUGUAUCCAUGGUCAUUAUCAGCUUGGUUCAUUGUGAUCCUUUCAGAUGGUCCUUAUCCUUCCAGUGCCUUCUCCAUAACUCCACCAGAUCAAGGCUCUUUGGACACCUACAUGACUACUUCAUGGGUGGUAGAAACUUAUGGACAUAAGUUUCUCAAGCCCUAAGUCACAGGCGAAGAUACAAUGGGAAAAAGGAAUUUCACAAAAUGGGAGAAAUUGCAUGUCAAAGUAGUUCCCGAGAAUAAACCCGUACAGAAAACAAACUUCCCUGAUGUCAUCUUGGCUCUAAUUUCAGAAGUGCUAUAUUAAUAGGUAUUUAGUCCCAUAUGCUCCCAUGUUACACAAAGCAAAGAUAUUAUCAGUUGCCCUGCUUCCUAGGUACACUGGCUGACAGAAUAAUGAAUGCUAUAUAAAUGCUUAACUGGAGACUUCCCUGAAUUCUUUCUGUUUUAAAAUUUCAGGUGAUUUGAUUAUUUUGAAACAUGUUACAUGUAAUUGUAUAAUGUUAACUAAAUUAUUGGUAUUAAAUUUAGGAUGUUAUUUUAAGAAUUACCUGAGAUGUACUUACUGUCUGCUUUCUAGUAUCAUACUUCAUGUUGUGCUGAAUUAAAGUUAACCAUUCAAGAUUUA